Penicillium lagena is the source of this 1680-nucleotide messenger RNA. RefSeq lists its product as uncharacterized. The coding region runs from base 1 to 1680 and encodes 559 amino acids. Lineage: Eukaryota; Fungi; Ascomycota; Eurotiomycetes; Eurotiales; Aspergillaceae. The record is from RefSeq and is a predicted model, not a curated record. The transcript is spliced from 2 exons.
AUGAAGCUCUCUACUAUGGAACGGGACGUGCCAGAGAAAGGCUCGUGGGGUGCUGGGUCAUUGCACUCCAAGUUCUCGUCUCGGAUUUCAACGUCCCCUCAGAUCAGGAGAGCAGCACGCCAAAAGAUGAAAGCUUCGAACACAACAGAGGGUCCAGAGGAGAGUUUGCUGCCCAGCCAUGAUGAUCAGUCCAACUGUGAUAUUGGAGACGGAGCAACCGCGGUCUCAUCCCCAGUCCCAGAAAACGCCAAUGCAAAGCCCCAGGACAAACAAAAACGUGCAUCCAAAGCUCUCAUGACCUACACAAAAGGCCGAAAGGCCAAAAGGCUGGCAGUGAAGGAAAAAAGCUCCAGUAGUCAUCAAUUGCCACUGGCAAUGAACCCUCUUAUCGCUGCGAGUGCAACUUACACAAAAUUAGGCCCAAUGGACAUUACAGACACUCCAGGUGAACACCCAAUUGCACCGACUGAUGACCAGCCAAAGAAUUCCCGUGGUCUAAAAGCCCUGGGAAGAGGAAAACAAAUGGGACAGAAGCUGAACCUCGCCUUUCAAGAUUUGGUUGAUGAAGACAAUGCAUCUAUUUCCGAUGAUUCUAUGGCGUCGGACAACACAGAUCAGGCUGACAGUACCUUCGAGCCUCCGUCCAAGCAAUCUCCGACCGGCUCUGUCUUUCGUGGUCGUUCCCAACUGAUGAGCUCGCCUGAUUAUGCCGCUGUCCAGUUAACUUCUGACCGUGAGGCCACUCCUACGGCUUCCAAGCAACAGAGUUCUUCUUUUCAAACCAAUGGAUCACAGGAGCCAUUUUAUACUGCGUACACUAACCAUUUCAUACCAAGCUCCGAAAGCACCCCCGAGUCACAAAGGCCUCUGCUUGCCACGCAAUCUUCUACUGAAGAGACAGGUUCUGGCCCGAAGAUCCACAGAUCAAUGCCGAAAAACAGCAUUGUUGACCAGAACGGGAGUCCUCGCCUUCUGCCUCAAGAAGACACGUAUCUUGUACAGAACCCUAGCAUGAUCGACGCUGAAUCCCGGGCAGGGCACAUUCUUCCACACAGCAACGAGAUAGAGACGGCGGAUGAUUGGGGAAAGUCUCAAUCAUCGCAGUCUACCCAGUUGAUGUGCACUUUCCAUCGGCAGAUUUCCUUGAACUAUUACCCUCUCGACUGUGGAAAGGAAGAAAUCCCGAAGCGAUUGACCGAAGGCACGCUCUUCGGGCCUCCUCUCUACCUCAAAUGGCGCCCCAGUGCAAGCCGUCCGGUUCGGAAUGAUGAUGGCAACCAAGUUGAGCCCCCAGCCAUUGCGCCAGAACCAAGAACACCCAUACCAAAUUACAGACGAGAUAAUGCUGCGACCAUGUCUGCCUCCUCUCUUCCCCAACUGGAAUCCUCACUGUACGAUCAAAUAAUAGAAUGGAUGGCUUCUCUGCAGGAGGCGCAGAGAUCUGUGACUGAACUCACGCUGGAGACAAAUCAACGUAUUACCCGUCAACUGGAAGAGGAGAGAGAGGCCAUUGCCUUCGUGCUGGACGAGUACCAUGAAGAGUCGCGGAGGGCGCUGGAUCGACUGUUUCAGAUGCAGCAUGCACAAAUGGCCCUCUAUCGCAAGUCGGUGGCUGCUAUGCUGCAGCAGCAUGCUGACCUGUGCAUGAGACUUGUAUGGCGGCGGCCCGGGCGAGAGUGA